CGAGUUUGUGCCGCUUGUUUUGCGAGUGCUGUGCUCACAUGCAUGCGCUUGUGACGUGACACGGUUCUGCAUCGCACACCUGUGCAUUUUCCGCGGCGGCAGCGCUCGCAAAAAUAGGGUGCAAGAGGACAUCUCCUGACACUCAGCUGCAGUGUGCAGUGCUGCCGGCGCAAAUGAAGCUACUGCUGCUCACGACCUGCGCCACAGCGCUCCACCCCUUCCAGCCGCGCGGCCCGCCGACGAGGAAACGGCCGCACUUCGACGGGUGGUGUAUCAGAGCUAGUGAAAACGAGGCGUCGGCCUCGGUCAUCGUGGGCUGCUUCUCGCGGGGCAGGCGGAGGUACGACAAGCAUCUGGUGAUCGUCGCCCAGCGGACAAAAGAGGGAGGUGCGUGGCGCACGCGCGUCGCGCAGAAAUUCUACGAUGAUAAUGAGUGCUCAUUAACGACGACGGACGAAGGCUUCUGCUUCGCCGCGCCGGCGGGCGUCCUCGAGGCGUCCCCGUCGAGUCUCACCACAAAUUUUGAUCUGGGGAGCGUGCAAGCAUCAAUAUCGACGGGACCAGAGGCCCCCUGGAAUCCUGAGGGCUGGCUCGGGUCGAGGUGGACGCGCUGGCUCCUGCCCUGCCGCUAUGCGGUACGAUCGACGAACUCAAGGGGGACCUGGAACAACCGUGAAGCUUACGUCCACGCCGAGGCGCAGUACGGCGCGCGGUUCCCCAAGAGUUGGCGCUGGGUCCAGGCCACGGAUACGAACGCGACGAUCGUGGCGACGGGCGGCGCGUUCGAAAUCGGGCCCCUGACCACAAACACGUGGCUCUGCCGCUAUCAAAUCGGAGAUAGAGUUUGGUCCUUCCGCACGACGGACCCGCGGACUUCUUGCGAAGAGGUCUCCGACGAGGGCGAGGCGUCCUUACAGUUGGUAUUAAGACGGAGUUUUGGAGGGGAGAAGCGGAGGCUGGAGUUGACCUGCACCGCUAAACCAACAACGUUCUCGGAGCCGCUCUACUGCCCGACGCGAGAAGGGUUCUCGCAUAGUCCCGGCUCGCGCGAGUCCUUUUCAAGUACUGUGCGUGUCAAAGCGGACGUGAAUGGUGAAGUGGUCGACGAGCGAAUCUUCGAGGGCGCGUGUCUAGAGUUUGGAGGGGCAUAAUUAUCCAAGGGGGUCCA
This is a messenger RNA of Pelagomonas calceolata, 1168 nucleotides long. NCBI's taxonomy places the organism in Eukaryota, Pelagophyceae, Pelagomonadales, Pelagomonadaceae. The record is from the annotation of a GenBank genome assembly.